AAAGAGAUUCUUGAUUACCCAAACCAUAACCUAGAAGGCCAACGCAGUCGAGCCAGGCAUAUGACUGGAUUUCCAUAGCACUUCGCCGCCUUGAUCGGCUGCUUGUUUUCUGCGAUCUCCACCGUCAUCGCCGGACCCCGGUGGUGCUCCGCUUUCGAAUUCAACUACCCUAGUUCUUCCUUCACCCUUCGAAGAGAGAUGAACUCCUUUUCCAUUACUCGAAAGAAGACUCCGUUCCAGAAGCACCGUGAAGAGGAAGAAGCCAAAAAGAAGAGAGCGGAAGAUGAGACUGCUCGCUUAUAUGCAGAGUUUGUAGAGUCCUUCCAGGGGAGUGACACGCCUGGAUCAAAAGCUUUUGUUAGAGGAGGGACUAUUAAUCCGAGCGAAAAAUUGAAGACUGAUUCCGAAGGUGGAAAUUCCAAAGAUGGGGUAUCUGUUCCAAAGAAGGGAACUAGGUAUGUGCCAUCAUUUAUACCGCCUGCUUCCAAAGGAAGAGAAUCUGAAAAAAAGAAGGAGGAAGAGAAACCGAAGGAGAAAGAGAAAGGAAAGCCACGGGUUAUCGACAAUUUUCUGGAGGAGCUCAAGGCUGAGCAAGAGCUGAGAGAAAAGCGAAAUCAAGAACGUGAGCAAUGGCGUGAAGGGCGCAAUGGCGACAUUUCUACUCCAUCUAGCCGUUUUGAUGAACUACCAGAUGAUUUUGAUUUAAAUGGAAAACUUCCUGGUUCAUUUGAUGAUGGUGAUCCCCAGACAACAAAUUUGUAUGUUGGAAACCUUUCACCACAGGUUGAUGAAAAUUUUCUUCUAAGGACAUUUGGUAGGUUUGGCCCUAUAGCAAGUGUGAAGAUUAUGUGGCCCAGAACAGAGGAAGCGAGAAAUUGUGGUUUUGUUGCUUUCAUGAACAGAGUUGAUGGACAGGCAGCUAAGGAUGAAAUGCAAGGUGUGGUGAUAUUUGAGUAUGAGCUUAAGAUUGGCUGGGGAAAAUCUGUUGCACUUCCAGCUCAGGCCCUCCCUGCUCCACCCCCAGGACAGAUGGCUAUCCGUAACAAGGAUGGAGGGACUGUUGUGCUGUCUGGACCUGAUGGUCUGCCAGUUACUUCUGUUACGGGCCAAAAUUCUGAGCUGGUUCUCACCCCAAAUGUUCCUGAUAUAUUGGUUGUUCCUCCUGAAGAUAAACACCUGCGUCAUGUGAUUGACACAAUGGCGUUGCAUGUUCUUGAUGGAGGAUGCGCUUUUGAACAAGCAAUAAUGGAAAGGGGUCGUGGAAAUGCUCUGUUCAACUUCUUGUUUGAACUUAUAUCAAAAGAGCACACUUACUAUGUAUGGAGACUCUACUCUUUUGCUCAGGGGGACACUUUACAGCGGUGGCGAACAGAACCUUUUAUAAUGAUUACUGGAAGUGGCAGGUGGGUUCCUCCCUCCUUGCCAGCCGCACAAAGUCCUGAGCAUGUGAAAGAAACUUCUUCCACAUAUGCUGCAGGUAGAAGCAGGCGUGUGGAAGUUGAACGGUCUUUGACAGAUCCACAAAGAGAUGAAUUUGAGGAUAUGUUGAGGGCGCUGACCUUCGAAAGGAGUCAGAUAAAAGAAGCCAUGGGUUUUGCUUUGGAUAAUGCUGAUGCAGCAGGGGAGAUUGUCGAGGUUCUUGCAGAAUCAUUGACACUGAAGGAAACACCGAUACCUACAAAAGUCGCUAGGCUUAUGCUAGUAUCAGACAUCCUGCAUAACAGCAGUGCUCCUGUGAAAAAUGCUUCUGCAUAUCGCACAAAGUUUGAAGCAAACUUACCUGACAUUAUGGAAAGCUUCAAUGACUUGUAUCGUAGUGUUACAGGAAGAAUGACAGCUGAGGCCCUCAAGGAACGAGUUUUGAAGGUUCUUCAAGUUUGGGUAGAUUGGUUUCUCUUUUCAGAUGCAUAUGUGAAUGGUCUCCGUGUUACUUUUCUUCGAUCUGGGAACUCUGGCGUAACGCCUUUUCAUUCGAUUUGUGGUGAUAUUCCUGAAAUUGAAAGUAAAACUAGCACUGAAGAUCAUCUCUCUGAUGGAGGAAAACUUGACCAAGAUGCUGCACUGGCAAUGGGCAAAGGUGCAGCCAUGAAGGAGCUCUUGGCACUUCCUCUUGCUGAACUUGAAAGGCGCUGCAGGCAUAAUGGUGUCUCUCUUAUUGGUGGCAGGAAUAUGAUGGUUGCUAGAUUACUCUAUUUGGAAGAAGCUGAAAAACAGGGAGGCUGUGAACGAGAUGAUGAUUUAAGAUUUGGACAAAGCCGUUCCAGUAGAUUUUCAAGAGAAGAUGAUGAUGUCUUGCAUGAAAAUAAUGCUCAAAGCAGAGUCAUUGAUUAUGUUAAAGAAAAUCUAAGCUCUUCAAAAUGGAAUAGAAAUGUUGAAGAAAAUAUUGUGGCAAAUGAAGAAGGUUUUGCCUUAGUUUCAGAUUCAACUCAUCCAAGUACUCGUUCUGAGGCAAGAGCUUAUUCAAGAAAGUCUGAUCCUGUUUUGCCUGUUUCCAAAUGGAGCCGUGAUGAUGAUGCCAGCAGUGAGGAAGACAAGAAAAGUUCUCUUGGUUUAGGCUUGGGUUACUCUUCAUCUGGAAGUGACAAUGUUGGUGGUAUUGGAAGGACAGAUGAUGCAGAGGAGACUACUGAUUCUGACAUUUUUGUACACUCUGAUGCAGGCGCUAGUGAGGAACACAGGCAGAAAUUACGUCGUCUGGAGGUUGCGGUAAUUGAAUAUCGUGAAUCUUUGGAAGAAAGAGGCAUAAAAAGCUUGGAGGACAUUGAAAGAAAAGUUGCGAGUUAUCGUAGAAAGCUUCAAUCAGAAUAUGGCUUGUUCGGUUCCUCAGACGGUACCAAUAAGCAGUUAUCUCAUAAAACAUCGGGGAGGAAGGAGAAACGAGACGACUCCCAUGAUUCUUCUUCAAGGAAGCGCCAACGGAGCAAGAGCCACAGCCGAAGUCCCACAAAGAAGCUCUCUUCCAGGGACAGGGACGAGUCAGAUAGAGAUCGAGACCGCCACAGAGAACGAGAAAUUACAAGGGAGAGAGAGAAGAGUGGGAGCAGAGAGAGGGAUGAACAUGACGGCGAUAAAAGCAGAGAUCGUCGGAGAAAGGCAAAAUGAAUCAAUCUUUCAUGAUUUUAGCCUGCUGCUGACCUCAGACUUACAAAAAAUUUUGGGGCUUUGUGAUAAUUAAUUGUUUUGCAAAAGGAUCAAUUGGAAAUACUAUAUUAUGAUGUCUGCUGGGCUCUUUCUUUCAAUGGUAGGUAAGUAAAUGAGGCGGAAAAGAGGAGCUCUUCAGGCUAUGAAGAGCAAGUAUGGGUUGUUACUCAGGACGUCUUGUCAAAACUAUAUGAGAUUUGUGGUAUAUAAUUAUUUGUCCUCUUGAUUUUCUGUAUCAAAUGAUUGUGACUGUUUACUUAUUAGUGGGUUUCCUUAUUGAGAACCUUUUGAAAUACCACUGUUUUGGCCGGUUUCUUAAAUUAAACAAGCUUACU
Phalaenopsis equestris is the source of this 3476-nucleotide messenger RNA. RefSeq names its product protein RRC1-like. Gene Ontology annotation, cellular component: nucleus. Gene Ontology annotation, molecular function: RNA binding. Gene Ontology annotation, biological process: RNA processing. NCBI's taxonomy places the organism in Eukaryota, Viridiplantae, Streptophyta, Magnoliopsida, Asparagales, Orchidaceae. The record is from RefSeq and is a predicted model, not a curated record.